Messenger RNA from Ceratitis capitata (Mediterranean fruit fly), 457 nucleotides. RefSeq names its product histone H3.3. Gene Ontology annotation, cellular component: nucleosome. The coding region runs from base 41 to 457 and encodes 138 amino acids. Gene Ontology annotation, molecular function: protein heterodimerization activity; DNA binding; structural constituent of chromatin. Lineage: Eukaryota; Metazoa; Arthropoda; Insecta; Diptera; Tephritidae. The transcript has 3 exons. The record is from RefSeq and is a predicted model, not a curated record.
AUUUUUUUGUUUUAUUUCAGGAAAAAAAUUGUAGAGAACAAUGGCUCGUACUAAGCAAACUGCCCGAAAAAAAACUGGUGGAAAAGCUCCACGUAAGCAGCUUGCAACAAAAGCUGCUCGUAAAUCUGCACCUUCAACUGGUGGCGUAAAGAAGCCAAAAAAAUACCGCCCUGGUACAGUAGCUUUGCGUGAAAUUCGUCGAAAAAAAAAGUCUACUGAAUUGCUGAUCCGAAAAUUGCCAUUUCAAAAAAAAGUGCGCGAAAUCGCCCAAGAUUUCAAAACUGAUUUACGAAAAAAAUCUGCCGCUAUUGGUGCUUUACAGGAAGCAUCUGAAGCAUAUUUAGUCGGCCUUUUUGAAGAUACCAACUUGUGCGCAAUUCAUGCCAAACGCGUAACUAAAAAAACGAAAGACAUUCAGUUGGCUCGCCGAAUCCGAGGAGAGAAAAAAAAAGGAUGA